Messenger RNA from Trichechus manatus latirostris (Florida manatee), 2401 nucleotides. It is a transcript of the gene CCNE2, whose product is annotated as cyclin E2. Gene Ontology annotation, biological process: G1/S transition of mitotic cell cycle; regulation of cyclin-dependent protein serine/threonine kinase activity. The coding region runs from base 183 to 1403 and encodes 406 amino acids. NCBI's taxonomy places the organism in Eukaryota, Metazoa, Chordata, Mammalia, Sirenia, Trichechidae. Gene Ontology annotation, cellular component: nucleus; cytoplasm; cyclin E1-CDK2 complex. Gene Ontology annotation, molecular function: cyclin-dependent protein serine/threonine kinase regulator activity. The transcript is spliced from 12 exons. The record is from RefSeq and is a predicted model, not a curated record.
AAUUACCAUGAGAUACCUAACACAGUCCAAAAAUCAGCGUGGUAAAAUGGCUCACGCUUGAGGGCCUUAUCUGCAACCUCCGAAUCAGCAUUUAAUUGGCACUCGAAUAUGAAUGACAGUGUACUUGAGUCUGGUUUUUUCCUCCCACCCUUCCAGAGGUUUCAUACACCUGAAAGAAGAGAAUGUCAAGACGCAGUAGCCGUUUACAAGCUAAGCAGCAGCCCCAACCCGGCCAGACAGAUUCCUCUCAAGAAGCCCAGGUAAUCCAGGCCAAGAAGAGAAAAACAACCCAGGAUGUCAAAAAAAGAAAAGAGGAGGUCACUAAGAAACAUCAGUACGAGAUUAGGAAUUGUUGGCCACCUGUAUUAUCUGGGGGGAUCAGUCCUUGUGUUAUCAUUGAAACACCCCACAAAGAAAUAGUAACAAGUGACUUCUCCAGAUUUACAAAUUACAGAUUUAAAAAUCUUUUUAUUAAUCCUUCACCUUUGCCUGAUUUAAGCUGGGGAUGUUCAAAUGAAGUUUGGCAAAAUAUGUUGAAAAAAGAGACCAGAUAUACCAGAUAUGUUCAUGACAAGCAUUUUGAAGUUCUCCAUUCUGACUUGGAACCACAGAUGAGGUCAAUACUUCUAGACUGGAUUUUAGAGGUAUGUGAAGUAUACACACUUCACAGGGAAACAUUUUAUCUUGCACAAGACUUUUUUGAUAGAUUUAUGUUGACACAAAAGGAUGUAAAUAAAAAUAUGCUUCAGCUCAUUGGAAUUACUUCUUUAUUCAUUGCUUCCAAACUUGAGGAAAUCUACGCUCCUAAGCUCCACGAGUUUGCUUAUGUCACUGAUGGUGCUUGCAGUGAAGAGGAUAUCUUAAAGAUGGAACUCCUUAUAUUAAAGGCUUUAAAAUGGGAACUUUGUCCUGUAACAAUCAUCUCCUGGCUAAAUCUCUUUCUCCAAGUUGAUGCUCUUAAAGAUGCUCCUAAAGUUCUUCUACCUCAGUAUUCUCAGGAAAAGUUCAUCCAAGUAGCUCAGCUUUUAGAUCUGUGUAUUCUAGCCAUCGAUUCAUUAGAGUUCCAGUACAGAAUAUUGGCUGCUGCUGCCUUGUGCCAUUUUACCUCUACUGAAGUGGUUAAGAAAGCCUCAGGUUUGGAAUGGGAUGACAUUUCUGAAUGUGUAGACUGGAUGGUGCCUUUUGUCAAUGUAAUAAAAGGUACUAGUCCAGUGAAGCUGAAGGCUUUUAAGAAGAUUCCUGUGGAAGACAGACACAAUAUUCAGACACAUUCAAAUUAUCUAGUUAUGCUGGAUGAAGUAAAUUAUAUAAACACCUUCAGAAAAGGGGGACAGUUGUCACCAGUGUGCAAUGGAGGCAUCAUGACACCACCGAAGAGCACCGAAAAACCAGGAAAACACUAAAGUUACUAAGCAGAAAAGUUGAAACUGACUGAGUAUAUGGUAGAAUUUCACAGAAAUCAACUACUAAAGUUUUACACCAAAAUAUGCUGUGAUUGUCCUAGCCAAUUCAGAAGUUACACUGCCGUUCUUUGGUUAAAAGGCCACUUAAAAUUGGUACUAAGGGGGAAAUUUAUUUAAUUCCUAUGUUAGCCGUUAAAGAAACAGCAGGACUUGUUUACAAAGAUGACUUCAUUCCCAUGGUGACUGGAUAGAAGCCAGCUGCAAUUUAUGCCAUAGCAACAUUUUUCUUGGAUCCAGUGUUACUAUGUUUGUUAUCUUGAUAAACUAGGAAUUUUAUUAUUGGAGUUUUGGACUAGGUAAGUGCUACCUUAAAGGGUACAUUAGGUGAAUAUAGUACUUUGAAUCUAGCUUUUAGAUUCUCAAAAUUCAUGCACUCUGACUAGUGCAAUUUGGUUCUUAAAAUUUAAACUUGUUUACAAAGGUUUAGUUAUGUAAUAAGGUAACUAAUUUAUCUACAGCUGCUGUAGCAAGCUGUUAUAAAACUUGAAGUUUUACAAAUGAUAAACUUUAAUCUGUUUUUAACUAGUUUUUUUGGCUUGCCAUAGUGUAUUUUUUUAGCAAUGAGGCUUAAAAGAACAUGGUGUUUAAACUGCUCUAAACAGUGGGAGUACCAAAGAAAUUAUAAACAAGAUAAAUGUUUUGACUCCUACUUGGGGCUCUGACAGAUAGAUAGGUUGCUGUUUGAUAACCUUUUUGUAUACCACAGUUUGGGUGAAAAACAAAUACCUUUUAAAACUAUUUAUACGAAAAAGUCACUUUAUUACUCUAAGAUGUCCCUAAGGAUUUUUAAUUUAGUGUGACUACAGCUUUAUUUAUAUUCCUAAAAUUGUUAAGGCCCUUUUAAAAAUCUACAUUAUGAUAUAAGGACAGUGUCAAAGUGAUAAAAGCUUAACACUCGACCUAAACUUCUAUUUUCUUAAGGCAGAAGAGUAUUAAAU